Molecule: messenger RNA, 1089 nt
Organism: Colletotrichum navitas
Lineage: Eukaryota; Fungi; Ascomycota; Sordariomycetes; Glomerellales; Glomerellaceae
Exons: 2
Coding region: 1-1089 (362 amino acids)
Source: RefSeq, a predicted model, not a curated record
AUGAGGUUCACUACGGCCACACUCAUUACCCUGAGCCUUCUGGCCGGCAACGUCGUUUCUGCUCCCACUGCGCCGGUCAGCGACGUUGCUGCUCCCGUCGAGGCUCGUGCUGCAGACUUUGUCGAUGCCGCCCACCUCGAGGCCCGCAAAAACAAGAAGAAGAAGAAGAAGGCCAAGGCCGCUGCUAGGAGUAUCGCCAAUCUAGAGGCUCGUGACAAUGAUGACGACACUGACGAUGUUGCUGCCGUCGAAAUCCGUACACCAGACUUUGUGGCCAACGAUGCCGCUCACCUCGAGGCCCGCAAGAACAAGAAGAAGAAGAAGAAGGCGAAGGCCGCUGCCAGGGAUAUUGCCGACCUCGAGGCUCGCGACGAAGAGGGGGAUGAUGCUGCUCACCUUGAGGCCCGCAAGAACAAGAAGAAGAAGAAGAAGGCGAAGGCCGCUGCUAGGGAUAUCGCCGACCUCGAGGCUCGCGACGAAGAGGGGGAUGAUGCUGCUCACCUUGAGGCCCGCAAGAACAAGAAGAAGAAGAAGAAGGCGAAGGCCGCUGCCAGGGAUGUUGCCGACUUCGAGGCCCGUGACGAAGAGGGGGACGAUGCUGCUCACCUUGAGGCCCGCAAGAACAAGAAGAAGAAGAAGAAGGCGAAGGCCGCUGCCAGGGAUAUUGCCGACCUCGAGGCUCGCGAUGAAGAGGGGGACGAUGCCGCUCACCUUGAGGCCCGCAAGAACAAGAAGAAGAAGAAGAAGGCGAAGGCCGCUGCCAGGGAUGUUGCCGACCUCGAGGCCCGUGACGAAGAGGGGGACGAUGCUGCUCACCUUGAGGCCCGCAAGAACAAGAAGAAGAAGAAGAAGGCGAAGGCCGCUGCCAGGGAUGUUGCCGACCUCGAGGCCCGUGACGAAGAGGGGGACGAUGCUGCUCACCUUGAGGCCCGCAAGAACAAGAAGAAGAAGAAGAAGGCGAAGGCCGCUGCCAGGGAUGUUGCCGACCUCGAGGCUCGCGAUGAAGAGGGGGACGAUGCCGCUCACCUUGAGGCCCGCAAGAACAAGAAGAAGAAGAAGGCGAAGGCGAAGGCUGCCGGUGCGGCUUAG